This is a messenger RNA of Colletotrichum destructivum, 2210 nucleotides long. Its product is annotated as Putative serine/threonine-protein kinase, active. Gene Ontology annotation, molecular function: ATP binding; MAP kinase activity. The record is from RefSeq and is a predicted model, not a curated record. The transcript has 6 exons. Gene Ontology annotation, cellular component: cytoplasm; nucleus. Gene Ontology annotation, biological process: intracellular signal transduction; protein phosphorylation. Lineage: Eukaryota; Fungi; Ascomycota; Sordariomycetes; Glomerellales; Glomerellaceae. Bases 264 to 1523 code for a protein of 419 amino acids.
CAUCCAUCCAUCCAUCCCAGGUACACCACCAACCCGGCCUUGAACUGAACCUUUAAGCCCGGCCGUCCCAUGCCGCCGCCGCCAUCCCAUUCCCCCAUUUGAAUUUCUUACACCCCUCCCCCCCGUUGUCCUUGUCCUGUCCUAAGAUACCCCUCGAUUUCUCGACAUCUUCGACACGGCAACAUUCAAAGCACCGGAGAAAACCCAUAGCACAGCGUUCCUACCGACGGCAAACCCGCCCAACAAGAAAACACCUCGCAACCAUGGCCGAUUUGCAGGGACGCAAGGUCUUCAAGGUCUUCAACCAGGACUUCAUCGUCGACGAGAGAUACACCGUCACCAAGGAGCUCGGCCAGGGAGCUUAUGGCAUUGUAUGCGCCGCCGUGAACAACCAGACUCAGGAGGGCGUUGCCAUCAAGAAGGUCACAAAUGUUUUCAGCAAGAAGAUCCUCGCCAAGCGCGCAUUGCGCGAGAUCAAGCUGCUCCAGCACUUCAGGGGACAUCGCAACAUUACCUGCCUGUAUGAUAUGGACAUUCCCCGACCCGAUAACUUCAACGAGACCUACCUCUACGAAGAGCUGAUGGAAUGCGACCUGGCGGCCAUCAUCCGAUCCGGCCAGCCCUUGACCGACGCCCACUUCCAGUCCUUCAUCUACCAGAUCCUCUGCGGUCUCAAGUACAUCCACUCCGCCAACGUCCUGCACCGCGACCUGAAGCCCGGUAACUUGCUCGUCAAUGCCGACUGCGAACUCAAGAUUUGCGAUUUUGGUCUGGCACGUGGUUUCUCCGUCGACCCCGAAGAGAAUGCCGGUUACAUGACGGAGUACGUCGCCACCAGAUGGUACCGUGCCCCCGAGAUCAUGUUGAGCUUCCAAAGCUACACCAAAGCUAUUGACGUUUGGUCGGUUGGCUGCAUUUUGGCCGAGCUACUCGGGGGUCGCCCUUUCUUCAAAGGCCGUGACUAUGUCGACCAGCUGAACCAGAUUCUGCACAUUCUUGGAACCCCCAACGAGGAGACUCUCUCUCGCAUCGGCUCGCCCCGUGCCCAGGAAUACGUCCGCAACUUGCCUUUUAUGCCCAAGAAGCCUUUCCCCAGCUUGUUCCCCCAGGCCAACCCUGACGCCCUCGACCUCCUCGACCGCAUGCUGGCCUUCGACCCCUCGAGUCGUAUCAGCGUCGAGCAGGCCCUCGAACACCCCUAUCUUCACAUCUGGCACGACGCGUCCGACGAGCCCGACUGCCCCACGACCUUCAACUUCGACUUUGAAGUUGUCGAGGACGUCGGCGAGAUGCGCAAGAUGAUUUUGGACGAGGUCUACCGCUUCCGCCAGUUGGUCCGCACCGUCCCCGGAGCUACCCAGGCUGGCGGGCAGGCCGCUGGCCAGCAGGGCGGUGCUAGCCAGGUUCCUAUCCCAUCAGGAAACCCUGGGUGGACUUCCUCGGACCCCAGACCGCAGGAGUACGCUGGCCAGGGAGGUGGCUUGGAGGCCGACCUUGCCGGUGGCCUCGAUCACAGGAGAUAGAGAUGCUGCACUCCUCGUGCACAGGUGCGCGCCCGCUUGGCAUAUAAAGGAAGAGCAAACUCGGGUGUUGGCUUUUGUAAACUGGCGGGCAGGUUCAAGGCUUUUGGAUAUGAUGCCACGUGGAGGAGCUAUGGCAUUUGAAUAUGGAAAGCUGGAGUCGCUUGCAGGCAUUGUUAUGGACGGCGACUCCUCAGUUGCGAGGGAGAAGAAGAUCAAGAAGCAGAAGAAGAGAAGGACAGGAACAAGAUUAUUGGAAAUGAGAUCGCCCGAAGAGGUUAAAGAACACGACAAAGAUGAAAAGAAGUCUCCAAAUUUACCUAAUUCCCUAUCAUGUCCGCAGCGCGCGCUCUUGAAUGGCACAUCACCAGGUGGCGCUUGGCAAGCUUGGAUAUGGCGAUUGAUGCGGCCAAGGUUGCUUUAGGCCGUCUCUGUACCGGUGAUAGAGGUGGCCGACAAGGCGGCUAUGCAAGUUUCAGUUGAGAAAGACGAUGGUUUCUUUCUUCCUUUCUUUCCGAUUAUCUUGCCUUCUCGGCUGAUUCUGCUCUAUGCGGACACGAAUCCAAGUCAGUCUCGUGGCCAAGACAUGAUCGGAGAGGACUGCCAUUAUACGUGUCUACGGCGCAACAACAACGUCAGGCAAUCUUCGCCCCAGGCAUGUUUCCUCGUGGAGUUGCUUGCUCUAUCCUC